GAUCAUACCAUGAUGGCGAAGUUUUACCGUCAUUACAAUAUAUGUAGAACAGAACCACAUAUUAUCAUGAAACAUGCAAUAAAGCAGGUACACGUUGCCGGGUACUUCGGACGAUUUAGCUUUUUCGUUUUAAGUAGAUUUGAUAUCUAUAAGAAACACUUCUCCGGUAUCCUGUUGUUGAAGUUUCUUUCUUCUAGUAAGACAAGCACGCAACCAUGUAUUUUCCUAUUUCCAAGUUGACUAUCCUUGCCGUCGCGGCUCUUUUCACAUCUUCUAUUGCAGUUGAUUUAGAGGCCAGACAGACCCCUUCUCCAGAUCCAGUUCCAACGCCCACUCCAGCCCCAACAACGACCACAGGAACUACCCUCAAUGCCUCACAAUCCGCAUCCCAAUCAAUGGAAAUCCAAGCCGCACUCGCUUCCUAUGCUUCUUCUCUCUCCGUAGCCUCAGUAGAAGCUGUGAAGGCUGGAUCAACGGUAGCUUCGUUACCGGGCUAUACACUAGCUGCUUCGGCGGCUGCUCCCGGAUCUUCAAAUGCUGCGAAAGCUGCUACAGGGAAUUCGAGCUCGGGGAGAGGUGCAGAGGUGGAUAUGGUGUGGGUCAAUAUUGGAGUUGGAUUGGUGGUUUGUGCGGUGGGGUUGUUGUGAGGGGAAUAUUUUGUGGAAAGUUGGGGGUGAAAAGAGAUAUCCACAUUUCAAAUAGAGAGUGAAGCAUAGAAGAGAUGGAGACUUUUCAAUCUUCCCGUGCUAUUUCACUUGAGUCGGAGUUCGGGAGGGAUGCCAAAACGAUAAAUUGGGAUAGCCAGACUAUGGCUCAAACA
Molecule: messenger RNA, 820 nt
Organism: Botrytis cinerea B05.10
Lineage: Eukaryota; Fungi; Ascomycota; Leotiomycetes; Helotiales; Sclerotiniaceae
Exons: 2
Coding region: 216-647 (143 amino acids)
Source: RefSeq, a predicted model, not a curated record